Molecule: messenger RNA, 6798 nt
Organism: Danio aesculapii
Lineage: Eukaryota; Metazoa; Chordata; Actinopteri; Cypriniformes; Danionidae
Gene: gli1
Product: GLI family zinc finger 1
Exons: 11
Coding region: 35-4102 (1355 amino acids)
Biological process (GO): regulation of transcription by RNA polymerase II; smoothened signaling pathway
Cellular component (GO): nucleus
Molecular function (GO): RNA polymerase II cis-regulatory region sequence-specific DNA binding; DNA-binding transcription factor activity, RNA polymerase II-specific
Source: RefSeq, a predicted model, not a curated record
GCUCUCUGGUGGUCAGUCUGUGAACAGCAGAGAGAUGUAUAAUCCCUCCGUGGCCCCUGGAGCCUGUAUGGAGCCAUACAUGCGGCCCCCACACGCCCCGCCGCCACCGCACAGCAUGAUGGGACACCGCGGGAUGCCUCCACCCGAGGGUAUGAGCGGCGUCCCCUACUGUAACCAGAACAUGAUGACAUCCCAUCAUAAUCUCCCUCAUAACCAGCACACAUCUGAACUCAUGGCAUCAGGAGAUGCCUCGUGUUUCUCCACUCCUCGCUCGAUGCUGAAGCUCAGUAAGAAGCGAGCUCUGUCCAUCUCUCCGCUAUCGGACGCCAGUGUGGAUCUGCAGACCGUCAUCCGCACCUCUCCAAACUCUCUGGUGGCCUUCGUCAACUCUCGCUGCGGUCCCAAUAACCCCAGCUCAUACGGGCAUCUGUCUGUGGGCACCAUGAGCCCAUCAUUGGGUUUCUCCAGCUCCAUCAACUACUCCAGGGCUCAGGGGAACAUCUACAGUCAUCCUGUCCCAUCAUGCAUUGGGGCUCCGGCUCGCCUGCCUCCACACAACCCCAGAUUGCACACGCCUGCCAAACACACACAUCUGAAAACGGAGCCUGUCCUGGGCAGUGUAAUGGACAGCAUCAACAUUAAGAGUUUGGAGGAUCAUUCAGAAGGAGACGUGGCCAGUCCGUCCUCCACCGGAACACAGGAUCCUCUUCUGGGUUUACUUGAAGGCAGAGAUGAUCUGGAUAAAGAGGAGAAACCCGAACCCGAGGCCAUUUAUGAGACGAACUGCCACUGGGAGAGCUGCAGCAAAGAGUUUGACACGCAGGAGCAGCUGGUGCAUCACAUCAAUAAUGAGCACAUCCACGGAGAGAAGAAGGAGUUUGUUUGCCACUGGAAGGAAUGUUCCCGAGAGCAGCGUCCUUUUAAAGCACAGUAUAUGCUGGUGGUGCACAUGCGCAGACACACCGGAGAAAAGCCACACAAGUGCACUUUUGAAGGCUGUAAUAAAGCAUACUCACGGUUGGAAAACCUGAAGACUCAUUUGCGCUCUCACACCGGAGAGAAACCCUACGUUUGUGAACACGAGGGCUGUAACAAGGCUUUCUCUAAUGCGUCAGACCGAGCAAAGCACCAGAACAGAACACACUCCAAUGAGAAACCGUACAUUUGUAAGAUUCCUGGCUGUACGAAGCGCUACACAGACCCGAGCUCUCUGAGGAAGCAUGUGAAGACGGUGCACGGACCGGAGGCGCACAUAACGAAAAAACACCGUGGCGACACUGGCCCUCGUCCUCCCGGUUUGACCGCUGCAGGACAGAGCUCUGAGCUGCUGAUAGAAAAAGAGGAGAGAAACCGGGAAGACUGCAAACUACUCGCUCCAGAAAACACACUGAAAUCUCAGCCGAGCCCUGGUGGCCAGUCUUCCUGCAGUAGCGAACGUUCUCCACUAGGGAGUGCCAAUAAUAAUGACAGCGGUGUGGAGAUGAAUCUUAAUGCGGCAGGAAGUCUGGAGGAUCUGACCACACAGGAGGACAGUGGGAACGCCGGUGUGUCUGAAUCUAGCACUACCGUCGGCUCGGGGGGAAUGUGCAUGUCUGUACAGGCCUUAAAGAGGCUGGAAAACCUGAAGAUCGACAAACUGAAGCAAAUUCGUCGGCCAACGCCACCUGGGCGCAACGCAGGAAACAAACUCCCGGCUCUCUCAGCAACAGGAGAGAUGAUGAGCAUGUGUGCUCCCUCUCCCUUGCUCUCCAACCGGCGUGUGAUGGAGCUUUCGGCUCCCGAUAUGGGUGGAGUCACUGGAAUGGGAAUGUCCUGCCCUCCAAACGACCGGCGCGGCAGCGGCACCAGCAGCCUCAGCUCUGCUUACACCGUGAGCCGCCGGUCAUCAAUGGUCUCGCCCUACCUGUCCAGCAGGCGCUCCAGUGAUGUGUCCCACUGCCAGUCUGUGAUGGGGGGCGAGGUUCCCGGUGACCCGCUGUCUCCGCAGAACAGCCAAAGAGCCGGAUUGUGCCAGAGUUCUGGGGGUUUACCAGGUCUACCGAGUCUCACUCCUGCACAGCAGUAUAGUCUAAAGGCUAAAUAUGCAGCAGCAACAGGAGGUCCACCCCCUACCCCACUUCCAAACAUGGAACAAGCUGGCGCUCCUGCAAGACAUGUGGGAUUUUUGAGGGAAUGCCACGGCCAGCCUCUUCCUCCAUUUCUGCAGCAAGGUGGCACAAGAAGACACAGUGCUAAUGCCGAAUAUGGUACAGGAGUGAUCUAUCCACAUCAGGCACCUGGCAACAACACAAGACGUGCUAGUGAUCCAGUGCGCUCCGGAGCCGACCCGCAGGGUUUACCCAAAGUGCAGCGAUUUAACAGCUUGAGCAACGUGUCUCUUAUGAGUCGCCGAAAUGCACUGCAGCAGUGCGGCUCUGAUGCUGCUCUGAGCAGGCACAUGUAUUCGCCUCGUCCACCCAGCAUCACUGAAAAUGUCAUGAUGGAGGCCAUGGCUAUGGACGGGAACACCGAAGGCAGACAGCAAGGCAACAUGAUCCCAGGUGGAGACCGAAGCUACAUGGGCUACCAGCAUAAUCCUCACCAAGCAAGUCAGCUGUCUCCUGGGCAAGAAAGUCUGGGAUGCAUUGAUCAAGUUUAUCAGUCUCAAAUGCAAGGUCAGUAUCAGCGUGAGGAGAGUUGCACCACUGGGGUAAUGGGUCAGACUGACAUUGCAAACAAUCUACUUCAACAAGCUGAGUAUGGGAUGAGCACUUGUCAGCUCAGUCCUUCAGGUCCACACUAUCCCAGCCAAGGUGAUGGAUCAGGACCUUGGGGACAAACCAACCAGCUUCACAGCCCUGGGAUGCAAUACCAGGGUGCAGGAAUACAAGGACAGCACUACCCUCAACAGGGCGUAUAUGACCCUACAUCUGACCCUAACCUUCAAAGAGUUACUGUAAAACCAGAGCAAUUCCAUCCAUCAAUGGGAGGAUCUAGUUCUUGCCAGAACACUAAAACUCUGCACCAGAAUAGGCAUAAUGCAAAUAUGCAAACAUAUCCACUACAAGGCCAAGGUAUCAUGAAUAGAUCCUCCAAUGCAAGUUGUGACUUCCAUCAUUCCCAAAUGGGAACACAACCAAGCCAGGGGGGAUCUUUUCAGAGUGGUACUGGUAUAAACCUUGCCCUAGCAGAGAGCCGCAGAUCACAAACACCAAUGCAUCAAAUGAAGGAAAUGAUGGUCAGGAACUACGUGCAAUCCCAGCAGGCUCUCCUAUGGGAGCAGCAGCAAGAGCAGAGUGUCUCCGGAAAGCCUGAUGUUAUGGACAUGGGACAAACACAGAUGAUGCAGCACAGUCCGCAACAUCAACAAGCCAACCAGAAUCAUCAUCCUGGUAACACUUACCAAGGCUACCCAAAUCAGAACUUGAUGAGCCCACAGCAAAAUCGGGUUCCUGUAUCUGUCAAGGAGCAAAUGCAAAGCUCCUGCUAUGGGCCAGACAUGAUGCCACGACCACCCCAAGUACGAAAGCCCUUGAGUCGCCAAAACAGCCUUUCCCAACAAGCAGGUGGAGCUUACCUGGGAAGCCCACCUCACCUCAGCCCGGUCCACUCUACAGCCAGUCCCAGAAGAGGAGUUCGACUCCCGCCAGUUCAACAACAACAACAACAACAACAACAGCAGCAGCAUUCGGAAAACUUCAACAACAACAACAACCCAAUGUACUACUCAGGCCAGAUACACAUGCACCACGACCUAGAGAAGACUCCAGAGGGUCCAUGUCUUGCCCAGCAGCACCUAACAAGCUCAGACCCCACUACAAAACCAACAUCAAUCUCUUAUCCAGACCCUGCCCCCAUGUCCAAUGCCUUAGAACACCUAGACUUGGAGAACGCUCAGAUUGACUUUACCUCCAUCAUUGAUGACCAAGAACCUUCAUCUUACAGUCCAAUCAAUGCACCUAUAGGACACCACCAAUGCUCCUCUCAGACCUCCUCUCGCCUUACAACACCCCAAAACUCCAUCACACUUCCAAGUGGCCUUUCUAAUAUGGCAAUUGGGGACAUGAGCUCAAUGUUGACAUCACUUGCUGGGGAAAACAAGUAUCUAAACACGUUAUCCUAAGGUGCUUCUGCUUAUAAUUGGGCCAAAGUGAACAAGUAGAAGAUGAUGGAUCAGGACCUUGUGGGACAAGCCAUCAAGCUCCACAGGCCUGGGAUGCAAUACUAGGGUGCAGAAAUGCAAGGACAGCACUACCCACAACAGGGUGUAUAUGACCCUACAUCUGACCCUAACCUACUUAGAGACUGUAAUACCAGAGCAGUUCCAUCUAUACAUUGGAGGAUCCAAUUCCUGCCAGAACUCCAAAACUCUUCACCAGAAUAAGCAUAAUGCAAAUAUGCAAACAUAUCCACCACAAGGAUAGAACAAAUAUGUAAACACAUUAUCUUAGGGUGCUUCUUCAUAUAAUUGUUCCAAAGUGAGCAUGCAGACUCCUACGACUGACCCUUGCAACACUAAUGUUUCCUCUAAACUUUUUGCUUGUCUACAUUGGAUCGCACAGCCUAAUAGUUUUGUAAUUGCUCAAAAUAUAAUACCACAGAGGCCUAUUGACUAUUAAAGAGGUGUUCCAGUCACUACUGUGAGAUAAUGGAAGUCACAUUUGUUUAAAAUGUAAAUAUGAACAUUGGACUCUAAAUGGUGGCAGGUUAGAUAAAACAUAUCUGGACUGGCUUAAAAAAGCCACGUGUACGCUACAUAGGACGACUAAAGUGAGGGAAUGUGUAAAGAUGAAGCUGGUAGCCACAUUUAACUUUUGGUAAAGACAGGACUCGAGUGCCUUUGACCAUCGUGGCCUCUUUGAUUCCUCACAGGUACAACAUGUUGGAGAAAACAUCCCACAUGAAAAAUACUAUAGUUAUUCAUAGUAAAUACUGUAUUGCUUUGAACCAGACUAUAGUAACGUGUAUUAUACUGUAUAUAUUAUAGUAUUUACAAUACAGUACAGUCCUACUCUUGCCUAUAGUCAUGAGCUUUGGAUCAUGACCAAAAGGACAAGAUCUCAUAUACAAGUGGCCGAAAUUAGUUUUCUUCGCAAGGGGGGCAGGGCGCACCCUUAUGGAUAGGGUGAGGAGCUCUGCCACCUGGGAGGAGCUCGAAGUAGAGCCGCUGCUCCUCCACAUCGAGAGAAGUCAGCUGAGGUGGCUCGGGCAUCUGUUUCGGAUGCCUCCUGGAUGCCUACCUAGGGAGGGGUGCCAGGCAUGUCCCACCGGGAGGAGGCCUCGGGGAAGACCCAGGACAAGCUGGAGGGACUGUUUCUCAGCUGGCCUGGGAAAGCCUCAGGAUCCCCCUGGAGGAACUGGAAGAAGUGUCAGUGGAGAGGGAAAUCUGGGGUUCUCUCCUAAGACUGUUGCCCCCGUGACCCAGCCUCGAAAGAGCAGUUGAAAAUGAAUGAAUGAAUGGCAAUACAGUUUAUAAAUGCUACAUCAUGCUGUACUUUACUAUAGUAUGGUUAAAAAUAUUAGUAUUUACUAUUAAUUAUUAUAUAAUAUUUUUUCAUGUGCGAUGAUAGUUGAGACAGAAAUCAUCAGUAUACUUUGGUUUCGACACAAACGCUUGGUGUACAAGUACAGCCAAAUGCAUAGGCUUUCAAUGUAUACUCCAUUUGAUAGAGUGCCUAUACACAGAUGCCAAAACACAUUUGUGUGUAUUUCUGAAACCCCUCAUGCACACAAGCAGGCAUCUAUUGUUGUUGCAUCUAUUGCAGUUUGUUGUUUAGUUUAUUUUUUGGCUGUGAAACAACAGUCCAGGCAAGUGUUUCCACCUUGUGGACCAACUAAUAAGUGCAACAAAAAAUUCAACGUGCAUGUCCAAGCUAAGUGUACACAUUACAUGCAUUUAGAAAAUUUACGUCACAUGCAUUGUGAACAUACCCUUGCAUUUACAUAUUUGGGAUUAGGAGAAGAGUGUUCUUGCUAAAUCUCAUCGCUAACUGUCAUAAUGGCAGAUUACAGAACAGUAUUUUUCAGUCUUGUCAAUUAUCUCUAGGUCUAGACAAGAGCCUUAGAGUCAUGAUAUUCAAAUGUUCUAGUGUUGUUUUCUGAUUAUUCGACUAGUCUGUUUCAGACAGAUACUUUAAAGGGUAACGGCACUGAGUUGUGUUUUUUGUACGGUUUCUGUUAGUCUACAUUGCGCUACAUAACUCAAACUAGCAUGCAUAUGCAUUGCACUGACAACAGCACUGAGCUGAGGAGAAGUGAUUUCAUUUUUAUUAAAGGUUCCAUAUAGUAUGAGAGUUACAUACAGUGCAGGUACUUGAUAUUUGUCAAGCUUUUGGUUUACGACCUGGUUAUUUCAACACUUUGUGUACAUUGUGCCUAUCAUUUAAGUGUUAUCGAGGGGUGUGUUACAAUAGACAACAACCCUUUAAAAAUCUCAGUGUUUCCACUUUCCGUGGCAUACCAAAGACGACUGGCACUGAGACGAAUACACACUUGAUACUUGCUAGAAACAAUGUCAUGUGCUUCCAUAUUGCUGUGAUAAAGAAUGUUCUUUUUAAUUUCCUUUCUUUUUUAAAGAGAAAAAAAAACAUGUUUUGUGGUUUUUGCAUUUCUGCGUGUUUUUAUAUCUGUCACAGUCCACCCAAACCUUUUUGCUGGCAAAAGUUCAUAAAGUAGCAACAGAUUUAUGAUAUUAGCAUUUAUCUCAUCUAUUUACAAGGAAACUAAGUGAUAUUUUUGCGUACCGUUUUCUACGUUUUUGUACAAAGGUACUAUAUUAUACCAGUUUAUAAAUAAAACGGAGCCUGUGAUGGAAGAAAA